AUGAACGGAGUGAAUGGAACACACAGAGAGCAGAAUGCACCUCAAAUUCAAGUUAUUGGUACCACUAAGAGUGGAAAGAAGCUGAAUAUCAGAUCGUACCCGAAGUUCAAAACCCUCGAAGAUGAGCGUCUGUACCGGAAGCAACACCUCGCGGCCGCCUUUCGGGUGUUCGCUGACCGAGGGUUUGACGAGGGCGUUGCUGGCCAUAUUUCAGUCCGAGAUCCGAUCCUCAGCAACCACUUCUGGCUCAACCCCCUCUCAAUGCACUUCUCGCUAAUCAAGGUAUCUGACCUCAUCCUGUGUGACGAGCACGGCACCGUCGUAGAAGGCAAUGAGCCCAUCAACGGCGCCGCCUUCGCGAUCCAUUCGCAAAUCCACAAGGCGCGUCCCGAUGUCACGGCGGCGUGCCAUGCGCAUAGCGUGCACGGGAAAGCUUUCUCAGCUUUUGGGCGAGAGCUCGAGAUGAUUACGCAGGACGCUUGCCGAUUUUACAACUCACACGGCGUGUAUCGAGAUUUCAGGGGCGUCGUGCUCGACGAGGAAGAGGGACGACGGAUCGCCACCGCUCUUGGGGGUGGCAAAGCCGUGAUCCUCCAGAAUCACGGUAUUCUCACCGUGGGACAGAGUGUAGAUGAGGCAGCCUUCUGGUUUAUCAGCCUCGAGAGAACGUGUCAGGCUCAACUGCUCGCUGAUGCUGCGGCGGCAGGCAGCGGACAUAAGAAGAUCCUCAUUGACGAUGAUGAGGCUGCGUACACGGCGACACAAGUUGGCGGGCCGGAGAAGGGGUGGCUGGCAUUUCAGGGGUACUACGAUGAGCAGGUCGCCAAGACCAAAGGUGAUUUCUUGAAUUGA
Messenger RNA from Xylaria bambusicola, 852 nucleotides. RefSeq names its product class II aldolase/adducin domain protein. Gene Ontology annotation, cellular component: cytoskeleton. Gene Ontology annotation, molecular function: actin filament binding. Lineage: Eukaryota; Fungi; Ascomycota; Sordariomycetes; Xylariales; Xylariaceae. The transcript is spliced from 3 exons. Bases 1 to 852 code for a protein of 283 amino acids. The record is from RefSeq and is a predicted model, not a curated record.